Molecule: messenger RNA, 863 nt
Organism: Dendrobium catenatum
Lineage: Eukaryota; Viridiplantae; Streptophyta; Magnoliopsida; Asparagales; Orchidaceae
Product: phosphatidyl-N-methylethanolamine N-methyltransferase
Exons: 2
Coding region: 82-579 (165 amino acids)
Biological process (GO): phosphatidylcholine biosynthetic process
Molecular function (GO): S-adenosylmethionine-dependent methyltransferase activity
Source: RefSeq, a predicted model, not a curated record
CGGGUGACACGGCUCAUUUUUUUUCCGACCCGGUCUCGAAAGGAGGAGCUCGAGAGCUUUUCGAGGGAAAGAAAACGGAGAAUGGCAGCGAUGGCUGCGAUAGCGAUGGUGGGCUCGGUAUCGCCGUUCCCAUUCUAUUACUUUCUUUGGAACUAUCCGCAAGCGUGGGUGAAUCUAUGCGGGAAGGGGGUCGACCCUUCGCAUCGGAUGGCCCAGAUCUCCCACGCUUUCAAGCUUGUGCAGUUCUUCUCCAUCCUCUCCGUUGCUCGGUUCUCAUGGCCUCCAUGGUAUUGCGUCGUCCUCUUCGCUGCUGGACAGUACCUCAACUUCAGGGUGUAUCAUUUACUUGGCGAGGCUGGAACAUACUACGGAGUUCGCUUUGGAAAGAACAUCCCAUGGGUAUCUGAUUUCCCCUUUGGCUACAUAAAGGAUCCUCAGUAUGUGGGCAGUAUACUAAGCCUCUUGGCAUGCUUAUCUUUUGUUCCUUAUCCUUACGUGUUCUUUUGGAUACUUGGCUACUUGUUCAUGAUGCAUAUGGAAUCCAAGGAAGAUCCAGCUACUCGAGCAAAACCUCUCUAAUAAGCUCAAUCAGAAUCCAAAACUAACAUACUUAGAGGUAUGGAAAUAAAGGAAUUAGUGUUUGUUUUAUUGCUUUGAUCAUUAACUAAGCAAAGCUUUUGCAACUAUUAUAUGGAGUUGUUUUAGUGUCUUAUAGAGAAAAAUGAAGUGGUGAUGGGAUCAGUUGCUCCAUGAGUUUAUCCUUAUUCUCUGAUUAGUCAACUAGAAUAAAGACUCAUUGACUAGUUGAAAGAAUUUAUCCUUAUUCUCUGAUUAGUCAACAAAAAUAUCCACUCUUCUUUCAA